Symbiodinium necroappetens is the source of this 873-nucleotide messenger RNA. Lineage: Eukaryota; Dinophyceae; Suessiales; Symbiodiniaceae. The record is from the annotation of a GenBank genome assembly.
AUGGGCGUGUCGAAGGCCCCAGAGGCGGCAAUGCCUCCACAUGAGGCAUGCUACACGACCUCGUACCUCUGCUUGUUCGAGGCCAUAAGUCCGUAUAUGUGGUCAUACAUGGGCAUCGCGAUUGCGCUGGGAAUUUCCGUUCUAGGUGCCGCAUGGGGUAUCUUCUUGACUGGGUCAAGCAUCGUGGGCGCGGGCAUUAAGGCGCCACGCAUCAGCUCUAAGAACUUGGUGAGCAUCAUUUUCUGUGAAGCCGUUGCCAUCUACGGGGUCAUCAUUGCAAUCAUCAUGGCCAACAAAAUCGAGGGCUCUGAAAUUUUUGACGUGCCAUCCCAGCCCAAGGGUUGGCAGGCGCAGACAAUGGUGGCAGGCUGGUGCAUGUUCUGUGUUGGCUUGUCCGUGGGCUUGUCGAACCUGUUCUGCGGUAUCUGCGUUGGUGUGUCUGGAAGCGGGUGUGCUUUGGGCGAUGCCCAGCGGCCAGAGCUGUUUGUCAAGAUGUUGAUUGUCGAGAUUUUUGGCAGUGCUUUGGGGCUGUUUGGUGUUAUCGUCGGUAUUAUUCAGGCGAAUGGGGCGACGUCAUGGAACCAGUGGUGCGAACAGUUUCUAGAGGACUACGGUACAUUGCUGUCCUUCGUGCGGGCGCCCUGGCAUUUUGCCGGCCAGCACUUGACACAGAUGCCUUCGCGACCGAGCUUUGGCUUCGCGGCGAUGGACACGCCGCGAGAGGACAAGCCGAUUCCCCUUCAGCGCUCCAAAACCGAACAGGAUCUGGCGCAGCGAGUGCCAUCCAAAAAAAGAGAGGCGGAGGCAGCAGGAUUGAUUGAUGGGUGUGACGGAGUGGCUGAUGGCAUCGCGAAAUCAUCCACCAUAGUCUAG